AUGGCAUCUUUCAACAAACUAAAAAACAUGCUCAUGCUGGUGUUACACUGGAUUCUGUAUGGAGCUGGUUCUACAGAUACCUGCCAAGUCACUAUAACACAACCCAGAUUUCAGGAAGCUGAGUACUCCACGCACACUGUGUUCCUAACAUGUACUUUCUCAGCUUUUGGAUGCUCCUCGUCCCCACCUCAAGUUCUAUGGUUUCGCUUUUUAAGUAAGAAGCAUGAGGAUUUGUGUACUCCAAGAUGCACAGAUCAUCAGAAGUACAAAGUACAUUUAUCAAAAAACAGCAUUUUACUUCAGAUCAAUAACCUGACUGUAGAUGACAAUGCUGUCUAUAUCUGUGGAGUAGCAUUUUCAGAUUCAAGUUCACCCCAAUCUAAACAAACAGGAGAUGGAACAGUACUAACGAAAGCAGAGAAGCAGCACAGCAACAGAAAACUCGGCUUCAUCUUCAUGGUCAUCACCACAACCUUACUGUUUCUAUACAGUGCUACUGUAUUCACAUUCUUUUUAGUCUACAAGUUAAAACCAAAGCUGCUAAAGAAAAGAGGGAAUGAAGACCAAAGAACAGAGAACUGCAAAAUCACAAGUGGACGAAAAAUUUUUCAAGCAAUUGCCCAGGAACUUCAAAAGCAGAGGUACACUGAACAUUGCCAACAGCCUGAAGAUUUGGAAGAUGACACUGUUUAUCAGAACAGAUGA
Messenger RNA from Nestor notabilis (Kea), 705 nucleotides. RefSeq names its product immunoglobulin superfamily, member 6 (gene IGSF6). The transcript is spliced from 6 exons. NCBI's taxonomy places the organism in Eukaryota, Metazoa, Chordata, Aves, Psittaciformes, Psittacidae. Bases 1 to 705 code for a protein of 234 amino acids. The record is from RefSeq and is a predicted model, not a curated record.